Molecule: messenger RNA, 2526 nt
Organism: Trichoderma asperellum CBS 433.97
Lineage: Eukaryota; Fungi; Ascomycota; Sordariomycetes; Hypocreales; Hypocreaceae
Biological process (GO): intracellular calcium ion homeostasis; calcium ion transmembrane transport
Cellular component (GO): membrane
Molecular function (GO): calcium channel activity; calcium ion binding
Source: RefSeq, a predicted model, not a curated record
AUGGCUGGAGAGCCGUUUCCCGCCAUGCCUUCUACUUCGCAGCCGCAUCGGACUUCUAUAGAGAUGAAUCGGAUUGAAGAGCGGGAGGGCGACACAUACGACGAGGAGUUCAAUGACCGGUACGACGAAAAAUAUGAAAGAUUCGAAGCGCCAACCCUCGACACCUUCAACACAUCCAAUACAUUGGCCCCUCCCCAGGAAGACGCCGACCUUGUAUCCCCGAUAAGCCAGCGUGCCGAGGCGAAUCGUCUCAACGAUGACCUUGAGCUUCUCCGCGCCGAGCGCAUGGUCUCUAACCAGGAACAUGACCAGGCAUCCAGCUCUCGGAUGAGAAUCCGACACCACAGCCCCGAACCAGAGGAUGCCUUCAACCAGCCCGCCCAGGAACAAGUCCUGGAGAAGAAGAAAAAUACCAAUGCCGCCCUCUACAAGCUGUGGCUCUUCAUCAGCAAGUUCCCCCGCUUCUUUCGAUACAUCAUCUACCUUAUCCCCGGCGCCGCUUUGCUCCUCGCCCCCGUCUUGCUUGGCACGUACAGAUUCAAUGGGGUUAAAGACGCCGUUGGUGGUGUUGGUGGUGUCUAUCUUAUGUGGUUCGGCAUCUGGCUGGAAAUCGUUUGGUGUUCGCUGUGGGUGACACGGAUGAUUACGAAUCUUAUUCCUCCUCUAUUCCACGGCGUCGCCCGAAUGGUCGGGUCGACCAAUGCCCACAAGUGGCGGGACAUUGGACAGCGUCUCGAACUGCAUACGGCCAUGUUUCUGUGGUUUCUAGCCAUCCUCAUCUCCUUCAAGCCUACCAUGAACAGCCACCGUGCUCCGGUCCCAGAAGGACGAGAAGACGAAGUCGAUGUCCAUUGGAUUAGCAUCGUCAACAAGGUCAUCAUUGCGCUUUUUGUCCUCGCCGCACUCAACUUCGUGGAGAAGAUCCUUAUACAGUGGAUUGCGCAAAGCUUUCACCAGCGAACAUACGCCACUCGAAUCGAGAACAACAAAGGAGACAUCCGUCAACUGGUUCGCCUUUUUGAAUAUGCAAAGUCCAAGCUUGAGACUACCGACAGCUUUUGGAAAGACAGCGCUGGAAAUGCUUCUGCAAGUGGCUUGCAAACCCCUCUGAAAGCUUUCCACAACAAUGCCCGCCAGGUGCUGGGCAAAGUCGGUCAUGCUGCCGGCAGGGUGGGCAACGAUCUUCUGGGCCGUAAAGGGGCUGACAACAACCAUCCUCGGAGGAUCGUUGCUGAGCUGCUCCGCAGCACCGCAUCUGCGCACACUCUCGCGCGUCUCAUCUACCGGAGCGUCGUGCGGGAGGGCCGCGAGACUGUCCACCUGGAAGAUCUGCAGAUUGCCUUUGAAACUGUCGAGGAAGCUGAGGCAGCGUUUAGCAUGUUUGACAAGGAUCUCAAUGGUGACAUUUCCAUGGAAGAGUUUGAGACUGUUUGCAAUGAAAUUCAGCUCGAGAAGAAGGCCAUUGCAGCAUCGCUCAAGGAUCUUGACUCCGUGAUAAAGAAGCUCGAUAAAGUUUUUCUGGUCAUCAUCGUCAUCAUCGCCGUCAUCGUAUUCGUCGCCAUCCUGUCAGAUUCGACUGCUGCCGGUCUCGCUUCUGCCGGUUCCUCGAUCCUCGGCCUCGCGUGGGUGCUUCAGGCAACGGCUCAGGAGUUCCUCCAGUCCAUUAUUUUUGUCUUUAUUAAGCAUCCAUUUGAUGUAGGUGACCGUGUAACCAUCUAUGGUAACACCGGAGCCACACUGACGGGUGACGACUAUUAUGUGACGGAGAUUUCGCUGCUCUAUACCGAAUUCAAGAAGAUGCAAGGGCACAUUGUCCAAGCCCCGAACUCGCUUCUCAACACCGUCUUCAUUCUCAAUCAGCGACGAUCUAAUGGUCUUUCGGAUUCCAUUCCCCUCGAGAUGAAAUUUGGUACCCCGGGCCACCUGAUUGACGAACUCAAGGCUCGGAUGCUAGAGUUUGUCCAGGCCAAUAAGCGGGAUUAUCAGCCGAGCAUCAUUACUGAGAUGACUGGCUUUAAGGAAGUGAGAUCAUGUACUAUGAACAUAGUCUUUUUCCACAAGAGCAGCUUCCAAAACGAACUUCUUCGACUGAACCGCCACAACAAAUUUGUAACCGAGCUCAUGUACCAGAUGGUUCAAGUGGGCAUCGAAGCGCCGCUCAGAGUCGACCCUGGUGGCAGCCGAGACCAUCCUUUGUACUGGGCAAAUAUGCCCGCGCCACCAGCAUACAACAGCGCCGGCGAGAGCUCAACACACGGUCGUCCUCGGGCUACGUCUAGCAUCCGCAGCAUACCAAACCAAGAGCCCGCCGCAGGAGGGUUCCAGGAUGUAUUCGAAAAACGGCGAGAGCAUGUACAUAUGCAGAGGAUGGCGUCUAUCCGGGAGAAGGAGAGGGGGCUGCAGGAAGAGUCUGCUGCAGACGCUCGCGCAUCCACUUCAGCUCUGGCUCCAGUCAUUGUCGAUAGUGACCCCCGCAUACCAGCCAAUAUCGAGCCCCAGCCGCACCGGGGCUUGGGAUAUUAUUAG